GCUUGAAUAGCAGUGUCAAAUCCCUCAGCACACAGACACACGCUCACUCUCCCUAAAGGAGGGAGCGAAGCACAGACACAGGGAGGGAUUGACUCGCAGGAGAAGAGGAGGCUAUCUCUAGGCUGCUCUCCACAAGCAGCGUCUGGCUUUCACUAAAGGUCUGUGACUGUUUUUUCCUGCGCUUGUUUGCCUAAUUUAUUCCUGCCUGGGCCAACAGAAAGGAGGGCGGAAAGAAAAGAAAAAAAAAAAAAAAAAAAAAAAAAAAAAAAAGGACAGGCUGAAUAGUAAAGAGUGCAACAGUACACCCUGACUCGCUGAAAGGGAAUGCAGAGAGGUCCUGGCCUCUGGUUGUUACUGCUGGAUGGACAAGCACUGACAAAACAAGAGAGCGAACAGAGAGACAACACUGGUGGAGCGUUCAGAGCCCAGGCGCAACUGCGACUAUAAGAGCCGGGAGAUUUCUCAACUCGUCUUUUGUUUUGGAUUUUUGUGUUUUGGGUUAUUUUCUGUGACAUUUGAGCCAUUGGCAGCUGCGGCAGAAGUUCGAGAAACCACAAGAAGACAUUAUUUCCCUACAGGCAACAAAGCAGGAGGACUACUUUGAUGAACUUUUGUUGUCGCAGAAACCACCGAGACAUUAUUUAAAGAGUGAAAAGAGUCUAUUGUCUUGUUCGGCUCUCUCGGCUCACUCUGGAUCCUUGUGGUUAUUUUAAGGGCACGGAAGCCAACAUACUCAAUACCACAUUACUACUGAGGCUGAAGGCAGGAGGACGUUUCAGCGCGGUGGUCAUCUCUCUUCAGAACACCAAAGGAGGGGAAACUUUCAUUGGCUUCUGCUUUUAUGCCUGAAGAUUUCUAGAGGGAAAUAUUAGCGUAUUUGUUCUGUAACAGCCUCAACAAGUCAGAAGUGAGUCUGGACUAGAACUGCCUCAGAUCAGCAGAUAACACCACUGCAAGUCAGGAACUGGUUGGACUAGUUUAUAAAGUUGGAGGAGAGGGCAGGGCAGUUUAACCCUGCCUGAAGGAGAGCACUGUUUUAUCUUCCUCCUACUUGUUCGUUCAGGAGGAAACAGUCCGUUGAGAGACAGAGGUCUAGGUUCUUUUCCCUUGGAGAACAGCUCUGUUUUGCCGCUUGUCACUAUGCUUCAGGAUAGGUGAGGUGUUUUUUUUUUCUUCUUCGUCCAACAGAAAGAAAGUGAGAGGGAGGGAGAAAGAGAGAGGGAGUCAAAGUGUAAUUUAUUGUUUCCUGUGAAAGAGCAGGCUGCACCCUUUUCUCCAGCCUGAACUCUGAACCACUCAAUGUGUGUCUGAAGUUUUCUCAGACCUCGAUAGCCAUUGAUCAGAGGGAGGUCAGGGCAAAAAACACAAGGAACGACGAAGAGGGGAGCGGAGGGAUUAAAGACCAAGGAGAAAACAGCACCGAGAAGGACCUUCAGGUCACUCCAACCAGACAGCGAGAGGAGAAAGGUCAACGCGGGGGGGAGUCCGACACGAUACUUUUAGAUCUUCAUGGACAAAACCUGCUUUGAUUAUCACCCCGGGGUCACUUUUAGUCCGUUUUAAAGUUUAGAGGUUAGUUUAAAGCCCGUGGACAGGGCGGGACUGUGCAUGAUCCACUUAUAGGACUGUGAGGCUCAGAGAAUAUGGCCAUGGUGAGCGGGGGAUGGGGAAACCCCAACGGGGACACUAAUGGACUCGGGGAGAAGGCUUACCUGAGGAGGGAGGACGAGGACGGAUCCCCCCAGGCCGGGAGCAGCGACGUGGACGUGGGGGACGAGGACAAGGCCUGCGUGGUGGACUGUGUGGUGUGCGGGGACAAGUCCAGCGGAAAACACUACGGCGUGUUCACCUGCGAGGGCUGCAAGAGCUUCUUCAAAAGGAGCAUCCGACGAAACCUCAGCUACUCCUGCAGAUCAAAUCGAGAAUGCCAAAUUGACCAGCAUCACCGCAACCAGUGCCAAUACUGUCGCCUGAAGAAAUGUUUCCGUGUUGGAAUGCGUAAAGAAGCAGUUCAGAGAGGUCGCAUCCCUCCAGCUCACUCAGUUAUCAGCCCCAACUCUCUGGGUGGGGGUAUUGGAGGUCCGGGUCCAGGACACGUCGGGGCUGACUACUUCAACGGCCAGCCGGUGUCGGAGCUGAUCUCCCAGCUCCUGCGGGCUGAACCGUACCCCAGCACCCGCUUCGGGGCCCCCUACAGCCAGGCUCAGAUGCAGACGUCUGCAGGGGGGGCCUCGGUCAUGGGCAUCGACAGCAUCUGUGAGCUGGCGGCCCGCCUCCUCUUCAGCACCAUCGAAUGGGCCAGAAACAUCCCAUACUUCCCAGAGCUGCCAGUCUCAGAGCAGGUGGCGCUGUUGAGGCUCAGCUGGAGUGAGCUGUUCAUCCUGAAUGCGGCUCAGUCCGCCCUCCCUCUGCACAUGGCUCCCCUGUUGGCGGCGGCCGGGUUCCACUCGUCGCCCAUGUCCGCCGAGCGCGUGGUGUCCUUCAUGGACCAGGUCCGGGUCUUCCAGGACCAGGUGGACAAGCUGAACCGGCUCCAGGUGGAUUCGGCUGAGUACAGCUGCCUCAAAGCCAUUGCACUCUUUUCUCCAGAUGCUUGUGGUCUGACCGACCCGGCCCACGUGGAGUCCCUGCAGGAGAAAGCCCAGGUGGCGCUGACGGAGUACGAGCGUCUUCAGUACCCGAACCAGCCGCAGCGCUUCGGCCGCCUGCUGCUGCGCCUCCCCGCCCUGCGCGCCGUGCCCGCCAGCCUCAUCUCCCAGCUCUUCUUCAUGCGUCUGGUCGGAAAAACGCCCAUCGAGACGCUGAUCCGAGACAUGCAGCUCUCAGGGAGCUCCAUCAGCUGGCCCUACGCACCGGGACAGUGAACCGGCCCGGAUCCGGACCGAGACGGACCCAGAUCAGAAGAUCAGAGCGAAUGUCAUGAGUGGGACGAGCCGGGGUCUUCCUCUGGGACCCUCAUGUCCGUGUGGAGGUCCGCUUCACUCCCGCUGGUGUUCCAAGUGUCACUGAAGCUGCUGUUAGAAGGCCACAUGGGACUGUUUCUGGGUCUGGGUCCGCUUCUGUCCGUCUGGUCCGUUCAGUCUCAUUCUGGACGAAAACCAACUGGGCUGAGAAGCGCAGACUGUCCGAGGCCCAGUGCCUGUACUACCUCCUCCCACAGCCCCCCUGACUCUGUGACUGAACCAGGAUCUGUGUUUGCUCUCUCUGCUUGGUGUGGUUUUGUUUUAAUCAGGUGAAGCCACAGCGGUGCCACGUCCACAGGCUUCAGACGCUCUUCUCUCACCACAGCUGGGACCCGCUGUGCAGAUCAGACUGCAUGUCAAAGUCUGUCUCCAAAUGUGUAACGGACACAGAUAAUGGAGGGGUGUCAAACAUACGGCUCGUGGGCCAAAUCCGGCCCAUGGGAUGAAUUUGUGAAGUGCAAAAAUUACACUGAAGAUAUUAACGAUCAAGGAUGUCAGUCAUUUUAGUUCAGGU
This is a messenger RNA of Sphaeramia orbicularis (orbiculate cardinalfish), 3477 nucleotides long. It is a transcript of the gene nr2f6b, whose product is annotated as nuclear receptor subfamily 2, group F, member 6b. The record is from RefSeq and is a predicted model, not a curated record. Gene Ontology annotation, molecular function: zinc ion binding; sequence-specific DNA binding; DNA-binding transcription factor activity. The transcript has 5 exons. Gene Ontology annotation, biological process: regulation of DNA-templated transcription. Lineage: Eukaryota; Metazoa; Chordata; Actinopteri; Kurtiformes; Apogonidae. Bases 1644 to 2864 code for a protein of 406 amino acids.